This is a messenger RNA of Hyalella azteca, 1424 nucleotides long. RefSeq names its product pyrimidodiazepine synthase. NCBI's taxonomy places the organism in Eukaryota, Metazoa, Arthropoda, Malacostraca, Amphipoda, Hyalellidae. The transcript is spliced from 6 exons. Gene Ontology annotation, molecular function: glutathione transferase activity; glutathione dehydrogenase (ascorbate) activity. The record is from RefSeq and is a predicted model, not a curated record. Gene Ontology annotation, biological process: glutathione metabolic process. The coding region runs from base 337 to 1086 and encodes 249 amino acids. Gene Ontology annotation, cellular component: cytoplasm.
UAGUCUAGUAAAACCGUAUUUUUUUCAUAAACAUGAAAUAGGCAUUAGCAUGAGUUAAAUUUCAUAUGAAUUAGAAAUAAAGUUCUAACUGCUAUUUCUAAGGCAAAAUUAGAGCCUGUUCAAUGUUCAUGAAUCAUCAUCAUCAUGAUACCUAUGUGCGCCUGCCAUCGUCGCCAUGAGUUUGUGGUUCAACUUCAAGAAAGGGUUUCCAUGGCUUGUGAAAUACAGUAGGCUUGCAGUUCGAAAAUUCUUUAAUUUACGGCCCCAGAAUUCCAGUUGUUGUCCAAAGAGUAUUUAUUUUUCACACUAGGCAACUUGGCUGCAGUUCCUGGUUCAAUGAUAGUCAAUCAGCCUGCACACCUUGCUGAAGGAGAUGGUGACUGCCCAGCUCUGGUACCUGGCUCCCUGCGGGCUUACAAUAUGAAGUACUGCCCCUAUGCCCAGCGCACUUUACUGGCCCUUGCUUACAAAAACGUCAAGUUUGACAUUGUCAAUAUAAACUUGAAGCGCAAGCCUGCCUGGUUUUUGUCUCGCACUAUGCUCGAAAAGGUGCCUGUGCUGGAGCAAGCUGACGGUAGCAUCAUAUCCGAGUCCAUGGUGACCAUGGACUAUCUUGACGAAGUUUACCCUCAGCCACCUCUGCUGCCUCAAGACCCAUGGAAGAAGGCUGAGGAGAAAGUUUGGGUUGAAAUCUUUGGACUGUCAGUCUCUAAGAUCUACAAGUUGUACAACACAUCCCUUGAUGAAGCCACCAAAGAUAAAAUCUUUGAAGAAAUCACGCAAGGUCUGGAUGUCUUUGAUAAAGAAUUAGCCAAGCGUGGCACCAAGUUUUUUGGAGGCUCUCAGCCUGGUCUGUUGGACUUGGCUAUCUGGCCAUGGUUUGAGCGCAUGCCUCUUUUGCCGCUGGUGUUUCAUCGCACUGCGCUCACUGCGAAGCAGGCCAACCUGAUGAAGUGGGUGUCGGCCAUGGAAGAGGUACCGGCAGUCAAGGCUCUCAUCAUCCCUGCUGAAGAGCACGCAAAAUUUAGGACAACAUGUAUGGCUGGCGAACCGGAGUAUGACUUGGCGCUCAAGCCGAAAAUAUAAACCUAACCUAUCCUCUCCGGCGAGCAUGGACUCUCAUUCCACAUGGACUCUCUAUGUAAAUUAUUAUCUUUUGUUAUGAAAAUUAAAAAAUAGCUUGCUCUGUCCUUAUAAUCACAACGAUGGUUGGUAAAAAAAUUCUCUACAUUUUCCCAUUUCUCCAAUUAUAUAAAUGAUAAUUUCUGGCAACCAAAUCGUGUGUUCCGUAAUGAAUGAACACUUGCUCGCUCGGGCCUGAACAUUUUUUCAGAAACUAGUGCCUUGAAUGCUGCAUUCAAUCUCUUCUCUAUUGUUAAUUUCUAAAAAUUAUUUUGUAUGACAAUAACAAGGUAUUUAUAAAA